This is a messenger RNA of Perkinsus marinus ATCC 50983, 291 nucleotides long. RefSeq lists its product as hypothetical. The record is from RefSeq and is a predicted model, not a curated record. The coding region runs from base 1 to 291 and encodes 96 amino acids. The transcript has 2 exons. Lineage: Eukaryota; Perkinsozoa; Perkinsida; Perkinsidae.
AUGGAACUACAAGCGAAGAUCUACACCGAGUUCAUGUCAGGACGGCUUCUCCGGGAAAGGUUGAAGAAGUUUGAGCUUGUCAAGAAGAAUAAUAUAUUCGACAUGAAGACGGUUUGCCCUGAUUCGGGUCUCCCUUCGCGAGUCGUAUAUUGGCGUCGUUUGGUGGAUCUCCUUGAUGGGAAUGAUCAUCAAAUCAACCUCCGUCACUGGAGGUUGUGUACCGAAAUACACAAUAAUGUGGGCCCAACUGGGCUCGACAACUUCGUGCGCUUCUUCCCUGGCCACCCCUGA